Messenger RNA from Branchiostoma floridae (Florida lancelet), 1721 nucleotides. RefSeq names its product gastrula zinc finger protein XlCGF8.2DB-like. Gene Ontology annotation, cellular component: nucleus. The transcript has 2 exons. The record is from RefSeq and is a predicted model, not a curated record. NCBI's taxonomy places the organism in Eukaryota, Metazoa, Chordata, Leptocardii, Amphioxiformes, Branchiostomatidae. Gene Ontology annotation, biological process: regulation of transcription by RNA polymerase II. The coding region runs from base 118 to 1251 and encodes 377 amino acids. Gene Ontology annotation, molecular function: DNA-binding transcription factor activity, RNA polymerase II-specific; RNA polymerase II transcription regulatory region sequence-specific DNA binding.
GACGUCCGCCAUUUUGUUUUGUUUCUCGUCUUGAGUUUUUCAUAUCCUCCAAACUGACGCGAUUUUUACCGAUUUGUAGGAGUUUUGGAGACCGCUUACUGCCAUAUACCUACAGACAUGGAGGAGUUCACAUUUGUGCCUCCCGUUAAAGAGCUUCAUGCGGAACAAACUGCGAACGAGACGCACAUCAAAGAGGAGGAGACAGGAGACACUGGAUGGCAACAGGAUGGACAAGAGAACGUGCUGUGCCAGGAAACGUACAGUGAGGACCAGGAAACAUACGACUACCAGCCAACCGGACGUCCUUGGAACGAGACAUACAACAUUUGGGAGCAAACAACAGACGCGAGACGGCAGCAGGACGGGGAAAGGGACGUUCCAAACCACGAAACGUGCGGUGUAAAAGCGGAAAUAGAAGAGUCCAGCUUUAAACAUUCUACUGGAGAACUGUGUGCUGGGCAUCCUGGGAAGAAGACGUACACUCCUGGACAUCCUCUGAAGGAGAGUGACAGCAGGGAGACCCAGACAACAGACAUGGGCCUGCAGCAGGAAACGUGUGAUGUGAACUUUCCCCAACCUGACAACACAUCAACCUCACAGGUACAGGAGAGCAGAGACAAUAAUGGAAAGCAUGUUGUUGAAUACACCGGUGAGAAACCCUACAAGUGUGGGGAGUGUGGGUACAGGGCAGCUUAUAGGUCUCUCCUAUCCCGACAUAUGAGAGUCCACACAGGAGAGAAACCCUACAAGUGUGACCAGUGUGAUUAUUCUGCAGCACAAAAAUCCAAUUUGGACCAACACCUAGAAAAACACACUGGUGAGAAACCCUACAUGUGUGGGGAGUGUGGGUUCAGGGCAACUUACAAGUCUACCCUAUCAACACACAUGAGAAUCCACACAGGAGAAAAACCCUACAAGUGUGACCAGUGUGACUAUUCCGCAGCACAGAAAUCUACUCUAGACAUACAUCUGACAAAACAUAUCGGUGAGAAACCCUACAUGUGUGGAGAGUGUGGAUACAGGACAGCUAACAGAUCUCACUUACCCAAACAUAUGAGAACUCAUACAGGAGAAAAACCCUACAAGUGUGACCAGUGUGACUACUCCGCUGCACAGAAGCGCCAUUUGAUCGAUCAUCAAACAAGACAUACUGGUGAGAAGCCCUACAUGUGUGGGGAGUGUGGGUACAGGGCGGCUCAAAGAUCUAGCUUAUCCCGACACAUGAAAACACAUACAGGAGGAAAACUCUAGAUGUUCGAGGAAUGGGUACUAGGAUAACUCAGAUGUCGAAAGAGCCAAGCAUAUAUAAUAACCUACAGAGGAGGAAAACCAUACAACUGUUAUCAGUGUAACUACUUUGCAGCUAGGAAAUCUCACCGUCAUCUACCUUUCAUAUAUACCAAAGACAUGAGAAAGAAACUGAAUCCACAACGUGUGACAAAUAUACAGCAAACAGCUUUACCCACCUACACAGUUUAUAUCCUUAAUAUACUUGUAGUAUUUGACACCCUCUGUCAUGCAAAAUGCAUCCAUUUUCAUGCAAGUGCAGCGAGUUGGUUCGGGUAAUUUUUUGCCAGCCCCUCCACUAUACUAAAAAAAUCUGGGGAGAACCCUGUUGUUGUCUUAAUCUGUACCUGGGCCCGAGAACUACUCUUUGGUAAGGAAUUCUACACGAGAGGCAGACAUGUCCCAGUGACCCUCGCUUAUGAUAACAACUUUAU